This is a messenger RNA of Cooperia oncophora, 249 nucleotides long. The record is from the annotation of a GenBank genome assembly. Lineage: Eukaryota; Metazoa; Nematoda; Chromadorea; Rhabditida; Trichostrongylidae.
AUGUGCUUCCCGAAAUCCUUACACCUGGUGAUGCCAAAGUGGAAGCAGACUGGAACCUUUUUGAAGAAAAAGUUCGCAAUAGCUGGUACAGGGACUACAGCAGGCGUGAACUGCAAAACCUUGGCGCCGCUCCACAAGGGGGAAGAACAUCUGCUGAAGAUGCUGCAAGGAAGAAGUCAUCAGAGGAGGAUGCACCAAAGAAGAAAUCCGCCGAGGAUCAUCAUAAAAAGAAGCCAUCAACCGGUGUAG